AUGUCUGCACCAUGUCGGCAGCCUGCCCCAUCUGGGCCUUCUCCAGAUUCCUCAAGUCUCAGUUGCUUUUAUGACUCAGUGGAGAUUCUCUCAUGCACUUGGACCCCGAUGAAAAAUAUCACUGAAGCACAAUGUCAGCUCGAGGUUCGACUUGAGUCAACGUCUGACAGGUACAAAGGACCGGAGACAUGUCAACUGCAAGGUAUAGCCAACAGGAGCUGUGAGCUGAACGUUUUGAAAUUUGACAUGACUAUUACACACGCUAUUCAUGUGGAAGUUUAUUGCCAUACUGGGCAGAACUGGACGUGGAUGCAGAAUCAAAGGAUGUGUCCUUUUCAGAACCUUCGACUGCGGUCUCCUUGCAACGUCCAAAUGGAAAAUGACGAGAAGCUUUCCUACAAUUUAACUUGGAAGCUCUGUGCUCUCUCACAUUAUUUAGAAAAUGAGGUGGAGUACCAAAUACGAUAUAAAAAAAUAGAUCCUAGCAAGGCUUACAUAAUCGGCUCCAAUAUUCAGGAUCAGAGGUGGAUGAAAUUUGAGACUCUUUCUCCUGACACAAUGUAUGAGGCCGCUGUUCGUGUGAAGGUAAAAAAGAGCACGGCUCUUUACAAUAGCACAUGGAGCAAAUGGAGCAUGCCUGUAACAUGGACGACCCAUAAAGGGGAUGCAUCGUCUCCAAGUCUGCUCCUGACAGUUCUUCUCACCCUUUUGGGGAGUCUCGUCUUCAUCUUCCCCAUCUUCAUCGCCAUUUUCCUGAGGGGCAAAUCACCGGCAUCAAAACGUUUAAGGAAGGUGCUGAAGAUCCAUUUGCCAGACCCUGCUGAGUUCUUCCCAUCUCUCACUGCUGUCCAUGGAGGAGAUAUCCAGAAGUGGCUCUUCCUCACCAGCGCCCAUGUCUUCCUUUCUACCUGGCUGCAGCAGUUCCAGAUGUUUCUGUGCCUUGAGGUGAUGCAGAAAGGCAGUCAAGAGCCUUGCCUCCUCCUUCCCAAGGAACAUCCUACUAAUACGGACGCACCAGAGACUAGUGGACAUUCUUCAUCCAGCUGCUUUACCAACCGGGGCUAUUUUUUCUUCCACACCGAUGAUUCCCUCGAGAUUGAGCCCUGCAAGGUCUAUUUCACCUACGACCCUCUUACUCAAGAGAUCAGUGGCAGUGAGGACAGCGACCCUGACUCCUACAAAGUGCUCCAUGAAACUUGGGACAACCGGUCGCCGCCACCUGCCUACAGCAUCACGGCAGACCAGGAGAGUGAGUCUUUUCUGCAAGAAGCAAAGGUCCCAAACCAGAAGAAAUUUGACAUGACUAUUACACACGCUAUUCAUGUGGAAGUUUAUUGCCAUACUGGGCAGAACUGGACGUGGAUGCAGAAUCAAAGGAUGUGUCCUUUUCAGAACCUUCGACUGCGGUCUCCUUGCAACGUCCAAAUGGAAAAUGACGAGAAGCUUUCCUACAAUUUAACUUGGAAGCUCUGUGCUCUCUCACAUUAUUUAGAAAAUGAGGUGGAGUACCAAAUACGAUAUAAAAAAAUAGAUCCUAGCAAGGCUUACAUAAUCGGCUCCAAUAUUCAGGAUCAGAGGUGGAUGAAAUUUGAGACUCUUUCUCCUGACACAAUGUAUGAGGCCGCUGUUCGUGUGAAGGUAAAAAAGAGCACGGCUCUUUACAAUAGCACAUGGAGCAAAUGGAGCAUGCCUGUAACAUGGACGACCCAUAAAGGGGAUGCAUCGUCUCCAAGUCUGCUCCUGACAGUUCUUCUCACCCUUUUGGGGAGUCUCGUCUUCAUCUUCCCCAUCUUCAUCGCCAUUUUCCUGAGGGGCAAAUCACCGGCAUCAAAACGCUUAAGGAAGGUGCUGAAGAUCCAUUUGCCAGACCCUGCUGAGUUCUUCCCAUCUCUCACUGCUGUCCAUGGAGGAGAUAUCCAGAAGUGGCUCUCCUCACCAGCGCCCAUGUCUUCCUUCUACCUGGCUGCAGCAGUUCCAGAUGUUUCUGUGCUUGAGGUGAUGCAGAAAGGCAGUCAAGAGCCUUGCCUCCUCCUUCCCAAGGAACAUCCUACUAAUACGGACGCACCAGAGACUAGUGGACAUUCUUCAUCCAGCUGCUUUACCAACCGGGGCUAUUUUUUCUUCCACACCGAUGAUUCCCUCGAGAUUGAGCCCUGCAAGGUCUAUUUCACCUACGACCCUCUUACUCAAGAGAUCAGUGGCAGCGAGGACAGCGACCCUGACUCCUACAAAGUGCUCCAUGAAACUUGGGACAACCGGUCGCCACCACCUGCCUACAGCAUCACGGCAGACCAGGAGAGUGAGUCUUUUCUGCAAGAAGCAAAGGUCCCAAACCAGAAGGUGGGAGGUUGUCCAAGGACUCUUCCAUCAGCAGAGAGCUUUCCCGUGACAUCAGAAGUGAAAGAGGGUGAGAACAAAGAAGGGAGUGAGGCCAUUGUUCACCCCAACAAAUCUCCGGAAAAGUAUUCCAUGGACUUUUCAUGUGUCUGGGAGCCGUCUGGCAGCAAUACUGAUGGAACAGAAGCAAUUGGAAGGGUAGACCCUUCUACAGGCUCUGUGGAAGACAAUGGGCCUGCAUUUCCCCAGCCUAUGAUUCAGAACUCAGGCCAAGCCAAUGAUCUCUGCAGAGCCGCAUCUUCCAGCCAGGUGCUGAGUUCUUCGGAGGCCUACCUGACCCUGAGGGAUCUUCAGGGCCAUUAUGGCCAUCACUCGGUCUGAACUCUGAACCGGCCCUGAAAGCAAGAAAGCAUCAACACCAUAAGUUAAACGUCAUCAAAGAAAAUGAAAGGGAACAUAAGGCUUUUAACAGGCAAUGGGACUUACAUUUUAUCUCUCCUCUCCCCCUCUCAUUAUGCAAUAGUGACCCCCACCCUGUAGUAUUGGGAAGCCAGGAGAGCAACAGAGCCCCACCCUUACUGCCUCACUGGAUGCUACUGAAGUAUAAGGAGAGGGUUUUGAGGUGCUGUAAGGGGUGGGUUUAGGGGGGGCUAGCUGUAAGGGGGAGGGGGUUGGUGAGUUAUAAGGGGGCAGUGAGCAAAGAGGGCAGGGGACAGCCCCUAGUAGCUAAUGAAAAUGGUAAUAGGAACCAGAUUUAUGACACAGGGUGGGAAGCAUAUGGCUGCAUUUUAUCUUGAAAGUGGUUACCCAGAAACUUAUAAAUGGAGCCCAUUGCCAUCUGUUAAUCCAUUUUCUUGAAUAAAUUCUUGAAUUUUGGGAGCAUGUGAUAUGUCACUAUGGCAUGUCUUUCCCACAGAAACCUCUGCUUUCUCCACGUGGUACAACCUACUGUGGAUAACAUGGACAAUGGCAUUCUUGUGCCCAUUUGGUAGCAAAGAUCCUACCUCGGUACAGUGGUACCUUGGUUCUCGAACUCAAUCCGUUCUGGAAGUCCGUUCGAUUUCCAAAACAUUUGCAAACCAAGGCGUGGCUUCUGAUUGGCUGAUGGGCCCCAGAAACAAUGCCAACAACCAAAACGGACAUUCAACUUCCAAAAAAUGUUCACAAACCGGAACGCUUAUUUCUGGGUUUGCAGCAUUCAGGAGCCAAUUUGUUUGGAAACCAAGCAGUUUGGGAACCAAGGUACAAGGUAGUGAAUUGUUGUCUACAGGUCUAAAAGAAUCCUAUAAGUCUAUGAAGCUCCAGUAGAACAGCACAUGCCCAGUAAAUUGUUGCUCAAGGAUGUAACUGAAAAUUUUCUGGUGCUUUUUAUUAUAUGGGUUUAUACCUUAUUGCUACUACGAAAGAAUCUGAUGCACUGAAGAUGUGAGGUGCAUUACCUUCUGCUGGUCUAUAAAAUCUUCUGUAAUUCCAUAUGUUAAAAACAGAUGAACAUAGUUUACUGAAGUCAUUGCAGCAUUUUAGCUAAGAGUAUUGAGUUGUAUUUGAGUAGACCCACUGAAAUGAAUGAACCUAAGUUUGUCGUGUGUAUUAAGUGGGUCUUCUCUGAGUAGGACUAGCAUGGGAUACAACCCAUUAUUUGUAUCUCGGCUGGUUGUUUUAAAUUGCUUUCAAUGUUUGAUUAAUUGGGGUUAUCUUUCUUUUUGCAAUUUAAGCUUCGUUACAGCAAAGGGAAAGGGCUUACUUCUAGCAAUAACUUGUCUUUCAAAAUACGGCGACUUUGAAAGAAUCCCAAUUUCACCCCAAUUGUUGAUUUUAAAUUUUCCCUUGUUGGAUGUGCAUAUGCCAUUGAUGUUCAUUAUAACAAGAUCCCAAAAUUUAAUGAGCCAUUCUCUUAGAUGUAGGGCAUCUUUUGCAGCAGUCAGCAUAUUGCGGUUGUGCUACCAGGACCGUGUGAAAGAGUAAUGUUCCUUUGUCUCUAGGCACUGCUUCCUUUUUUAAAAAAAAACCCUUUAGGGUUUAGAGGCAAAUGAAGGUCCAGAAUCUUCUUGAACAUCUACAGAAUGUGGAUCCGGUAGCUUCUUGCUCAGAAUGUAGUUUGGGGGGUGUACUUUUAGUUGUAUAGCUUUAUACCUGGAGGUUGCUACAAGACAGCACUAUGGGCUACAAAUGUGAGGCAGAAAUUCCAUAGAUUAAAAGUUUUGUUAAGCUUACGCAGAUGCAUGUUGAAUAUUGCAAAGCAUACGCAGACUGUCCAGAAGCAGUCAGUUGCAAGCUGGCAGGAUGAAGCAGGAACAAGACGCUGCUACUAGUAACUUGGUUACUUAGAGGUUUAUUACUUACAGCAGACUCACAAGUUACUAUAUACAAGAUACAGACACGGAUCUUAACUCUCUCUCUGAACAAACUCCAACUAACUCUCAAACAACCACUGACCAACCAACACAGGAAAGUCAUGAGUCACCAUGCCUAUAUGGGUGACCUUAUCCAAUAGCAGAGUUGUAUCCAAGGUUCCAUAUCACUAGGCAGAAUAGCUCCCCCUGCUCAGUCUUUCUGGCCUUCAGCCUACUCCUUAAUUGCUUCUGUGGGAAGCUGCAUGUAGGCAAAGUCCCAACACCCCCUCACAGCUUCCCACAAGGUCGCUUAACUGGCCCACUCAGUCAGCUCCCGUGAGCCGCACUAAACCAGUGCAGAGCAGAGCAGGGACCACCUUCUGCGGUGCUGGCCAGUUUCUCAUUGGCUGCAGGAAGCUCUUGCAGCCAAUGGGAAGCUGCGCACGCCUCCUCCGCGCUGGAAGGAGCGUCAGAAAUAGCAUUUGCGCAUGUGUGCGUACACACACACACACACACUCCAGCCCACCGUGGCAUCUGCAGGACCAUGAACCAGCCCAAGCCACAAAAACUUUGCCAGCCCCGGUGUAUGUGAUAAAGUGUAACCAUACCAGGGUGAAGGCGUCUUCUUCUAUUUGUCCCCGUGUCAGUUUCAGUUUGUUGUAUUUUUA
Molecule: messenger RNA, 5338 nt
Organism: Podarcis muralis (Common wall lizard)
Lineage: Eukaryota; Metazoa; Chordata; Lepidosauria; Squamata; Lacertidae
Source: RefSeq, a predicted model, not a curated record